This is a messenger RNA of Drosophila rhopaloa, 265 nucleotides long. RefSeq names its product cecropin-2-like. Gene Ontology annotation, biological process: defense response to Gram-positive bacterium; defense response to Gram-negative bacterium; antibacterial humoral response. Bases 44 to 235 code for a protein of 63 amino acids. Gene Ontology annotation, cellular component: extracellular region. NCBI's taxonomy places the organism in Eukaryota, Metazoa, Arthropoda, Insecta, Diptera, Drosophilidae. The transcript has 2 exons. The record is from RefSeq and is a predicted model, not a curated record.
CAUCAACAUCAGAAGCAUCAGCUUAAAAUCAAACGAUCGCAAUAUGAACUUCUACAAGAUCUUCGUUUUCGUCGCCCUCAUCCUGGCAAUCAGCAUAGGACAAUCGGAUGCUGGCUUGCUAAAAAAGAUUGGCAAGAAACUCGAACGUGUUGCCCAGCACACUCGAGAUGCCACACUCCAGGGUUUGGAAAUCGCUCAAAAAGCCGCCAAUGUCGCAGCAACUGCCCGAGGUUGACGGCGAUGAUGAACUAUUAACAAAUAUUAU